Alternaria metachromatica is the source of this 1089-nucleotide messenger RNA. RefSeq lists its product as uncharacterized. NCBI's taxonomy places the organism in Eukaryota, Fungi, Ascomycota, Dothideomycetes, Pleosporales, Pleosporaceae. Gene Ontology annotation, cellular component: Las1 complex; preribosome, large subunit precursor. The record is from RefSeq and is a predicted model, not a curated record. The transcript is spliced from 2 exons. Gene Ontology annotation, biological process: maturation of LSU-rRNA; maturation of 5.8S rRNA. The coding region runs from base 1 to 1089 and encodes 362 amino acids. Gene Ontology annotation, molecular function: endonuclease activity.
AUGACAGACACUCAAAUCGACCUAACCCGCGACCGGCCCUCAUGGUUUCCCCCCGGCAAAUCCCUCCAACUCCCCCUCACCCUCCUAGAAACCCGUCACCGAAUCGUCCACCGACACCUCCCCUCCCUCGCUGAGCUAAAGCGCGCAGCCACGGAAUCCCUCUCCUGGCUCUGGGAAUGGUACUGGCUCCAACUCGACCAUGCAUUCAAAACCGGUAUCACUCCAUCGACAGGAACACAAGAAGAGGAAGAACUAGGCGUCCAAAGCCGAGAAGCCGUCCGCGAAAAACUCCAAAGCAUACUAAAAACCUACGUCAAAGAGCGCAAGUCCGAGAUCAAAAACAGAAAGAAAGACAAUAAUAGCAAGGCUGCUGAAACAGCAUUGUCGACAUACAUCCUACGUUACGCACCCACUGCUACGACCACGCCUUCGACACAGACCCAACGUGUACUCCUGCACCUUCUAGUCGACGAGAAAAUGAUUCUGCCCACAGACAAGAAACUAGGCAGUACCAUGUCCGGCGCCUUCAUCAUCUGGACACCCCUCUUACGUGCAUUCUGCCUCGACGGCGGCGUGCUGCACAUCAAGACUCUAGUCGAGCAUCUCAUGCGUGCUAUGAACGCUACUUCCCCCGCUGCGCGCGCAAUGAUGAAUCCGGAGAUGGAUCCUGUGAGGGAGGGGCUGCAGGACUGGAUUGUCCAUGUUCUUACGGGGGAGGAAUGGGCGGGUGUACGAGGGGGAGGCGCGGCGGAGAGGAAGGUUGUGGAGGAGGUGCUUGGGGUUUGUUUCUCUGAACCGUCGUUUUGGAAUUUGAAGGUUGCGGAGAAGGUGCUGGACAUGGGGAGUGAGGUGGUGGAUCAGGGGUUGUGGCGCAAGGUGCUGGAGGCUGCGAGGGCGGAGGGAGCGGGGGGUGAGGAGAUGGAUGUUGACGUCGAUGUCGAGGAGAUUGAGAAAGCUUUGCCGGUUAGAAAGAAUGAGGGCAAGGAUGGGGUGGUCAAGGAGAAGAUCAAGGGGCCGACUAAGGUGUUGGGGAUGUGGAAACCGAGACCGAUUGGAUGGCUACCUGAGGGGUGGGAGGAUGAUGAAUAA